UUCUAUCACUGAUGAUGUGCAGCACAUUUUGAGCCUGGCUACGGCGCAGGGCAUGAUGCACAUUCCAAUUGAUAAGCUGCCUAAUGAAAGGAAAACCCAUAACAACGAUAUAAUGUGCAAUCAAAACGCUUUUCAGCUAAUGGGAAACACAGCAGCCAGCUCAAUCAAAUAAUUGCGACAAGAAUAUACACUUGAAAAAAGAAAAACCAACGAAUAAUAACAAUAAUAAUACAAAACAAAAACAAAAAGAAACAUUACGAAACAGUAACAAAAAGCGAGUGUAAGAAAGACGCAACUGAAGUCAAGUUGCUCUUUUCUUCUAUAUUUUAUUUUGACUCCUUCACUGUGACGCUGACGCGGAAAAAGCCGUCAAAAUUACGACGUAUCACCCACCCACGCCCAAAGUCAAACAGAACCCGGCCAACAUGGACAACACGUCCGGGCCGGGUGCAUUUGACGAUGAGCCGCCGCCAGAGCCCCGAGAUGGUUGGCUUCUGGUGCGCAUUCAUGUGCCCGAGCUGAAUGUCUACAAGUGUCUCCAGUUCCCAUCGGAGCGUCUCGUCUGGGAUGUGAAACAGCAGGUGCUCGCCUCACUGCCAAAGGAGCUCAAGGAGAGCUUCAACUAUGGCCUCUUUGCACCGCCCUCGAAUGGCAAGGCGGGCAAAUUUCUGGACGAGGAACGGCGCCUGGGCGACUAUCCAUUCAAUGGACCCGUUGGCUAUCUGGAGCUCAAGUACAAGCGGCGUGUGUAUAAAAUGCUCACGCUGGACGAGCGUCAAUUGAAGGCUCUGCACACACGGGCCAAUCUGCGUCGCUUCCUCGACUGCAUCAAUGGGGGGCAUGUAGAGAAGAUCGCCAAGAUGUGCGCCAAAGGACUGGAUCCUAAUUUUCAUUGCUCGGACAGCGGCGAGACACCGCUGUCGGUGGCCACCGGCGGCAAGAAACCCAACAAGCUGCUCAUUGCAUUGGUCAAUGGCGGUGCUCUGCUGGACUAUCGCACCAAGGAUGGCACCACAGCGCUCCACCGAGCCGUCGAGCACGAUUCGCUCGAGGCGGUCAGUACACUGCUGGAACUUGGCGCCUCGCCCAAUUAUCGCGAUGGGCGUGGCAUUACGCCCCUAUACAUUUCGAUAACACGCAAGUGCGAGGCGAAGAUAACGGAGAGUCUGCUGCACGAUCAUGCCACGUUGGGCAUACAGGACAGCCAGGGCUGGAAUGAAGUGCAUCAGGCGUGUCGUCACGGCCUGGUGCAGCACUUGGAACACUUGUUGUUCUACGGUGCUGACAUGGAUGGACGCAAUGCGUCCGGUAACAGCCCGUUGCAUGUUUGUGCUGUUAACAACCAAGAGGCUUGUGCUAGAAUGCUUCUCUUUCGCGGCGCACAACGCGGUGCCCAGAACUUUGCCAACCAAACUCCCUAUCAGGUGGCUGUCAUCGCUGGGAACUUGGAACUGGCCGAAAUCAUUGAGAAUUACAAAUCCGAGGAAAUUGUGCCCUAUCGGGGACCACCGCGCUACAAUCCAAAACGGCGUUCCGGCAUCGGUUGGCUCUCGGCCAAUGGGGCAGCUGGCGCUGUGCUGCUUGCUGCGGCUACCGGUGGUUUGGGUGGUGCAGGUGCCGGUGCCGGUGGUGCCGUUGCUGGUGGUGCCGUAAAUGGAGGUGUCAAUCUGAUGGGCACACUUUCGCGCCAGCAGCUGCAACAGCAACAGCAGCAGCAGUUGCACCAUCAGAACCAUCAGAACCAGCAUCAGCAUUUGCAGUUAAUGCACCACCCACACCACCAGCACCACCACCAGCAGCCGCAUCUGCAGCAGCUGCAGCAGCUGCAUGGUCCGCCGUCACCAUGCCCCUCGGAGCAUAUGUUGGGCGCCUACAGCUCGGCGAGCUCGAGCCUCUCGGAGGGCUCGUCGGGACAUCGUUCGCACGAGGACGACAUCAGCAUUGUCACAGAUAAAUCGCUGGGCGACACCAGCGACAUAAUUAGCGACUCUUCGGGCGUGGGAACCAAUUCGGAUUCGGCUGCCUGCUCGAUUGGGCAUCCGAGCACCACAGUGGUGUGCAUGGAACCCUAUGCGGGCAACACAGUGGGUCACAUCCGGCUGCAGCCGGGCGAUGUCAUCGAAGUCGUUGGCAGCACCGAUUGCGGCCUCCUCGAGGGCUAUGUCCGUGGCACGAAUCAGUCGGGCUUCUUCCCCGCCGACUGUGUCCAGGAGGUGAAUCUGCGACAGAAACACAUCACCAAUGUGAUGACGGCAAGCACAGGCAUGGUGGCACCACCAGCACCGCAGCAGCAGCAGAUGGUGGCACCACCAUCACUGCAGCCGCAGCAAUCCUCCUACCAGGGCUCCCCCCAGCUCAGCCUGGGCGGCCACUCGGGCAGCUCAAGCACACUGCUCCAGCAGCCGCAUCAGUCGCCCUCGCUCUCCAUGACCAGCAAUGGCUCCUGUCAACAGCUGCCACAGCAGCAGCUGCAACAGCAUCAGCCGGAGAACAAUGGCGGCCACACAAUUGGACAAUACAGCAGCGCAACAGCGCCACGCAUCAAGAAGGGUGCCUACAACGCUCCGCGUUCGGUGGUGUUGCAUCGAGCCAAGCGCGGAUUUGGAUUCAUUUUGCGCGGUGCCAAGGCCAGUUCGCAGCUGAUGCAACUGCGUCCCUCCGAGCGCUUCCCGGCACUCCAGUACUUGGACGAUGUGGAUCCUGGGGGUGUUGCCGACAUGGCCGGCUUGCGUCCCGGUGACUUCCUGCUGACCAUCAACGGGGAGGAUGUGAGCGCCGCUUCGCACGAGCAGGUAGUCGAAAUGAUACGCUCCGCGGGCGCACUGGUCAACAUGACUGUCGUCUCACCCCAGUUUCCGCUCCAAAUGCAGGCGAGUGCACAGUACUUGCCCAGUGGUGGUGCACGCAGUGCCGGUGGCAGUCAGCAUUUGUCGAGUGGACCGAGCACACCGCAAAGCGCCCACCGCCAAUGCGCCACGUUGCCGCGCAAGAUGUCGAUGAUGGGGCCGGGCAGCCAUGCCAGUGGCAGCUCCGUCUCUGGUGGAGCUGGUGGUGGCGGCGGCAGCGUGCGCAUGGCACCGAUGCCACCGCGACGUGAUCCGAAGACCACGUUGAGUGUGGGUCGUGCCAGAGCCAAGUCAAUGGUCGCCGGCCUGGAGAAUGGCGGCGAAAAGGAGCAGGAUGAGCAGGUGCCACAUACCAAAUCCAAUUCGGUGGAGUCGAUUGCGACGCCAACUCCCACACAUCCGGGCACACCUGUCCAGCUGCGCACGGCCAGCAUUAAGGCGCGACCCACUUCGAGCCGGAUCACAGCUGCCGAGCUGGAGGAGCUGUUCCAGCGACAGCAAGGCGAGGGCAGUGCCUCGAGUGCGUCCAGUCGCUACGCCACCAUGAUGACCAGCUCCCGUUUCCAGUCGGGCACGGAUAGUGGUGCGGCCACGCCCCCCGCCGCCAAUGGUUCGCCCAUGCGAACAGCAGCGGGUCCGUUAGUCUAUGGCAGCGUCGCCGAGAUGAAGCGUAAGACGGCCAGGAGCAAGCAUGGCAGUGGCACGCUACGUGGUAAGCCCGUUGCCACGCCCACAGUGGGCAAUGGUACAACAGUUGGUCGCGACUUGAAGCGCUUCCACUCGACACCCGAUCUGCAUGGACCGCAGCUGCAUGGCUCGGCCUCGUCGAUUUGGCAGGCGGUGGGCAAGGGGCAUCACUCGCAGGACGAUGUGGCCACGUUGCAUGCCUCGCUGCAGCGCCUCAACACAACCGGCAACAACAACAACAAGGAGGAGAGCAAACUGGCUGCCGCAGCGGCUGCAGCUGCUGCAAUACUUCCACCACCCAAUCAUCCUCCGCCGCCGCCGCCCGUUGGCCAGGUGGUCAAGGUGGAGACGCGCAGCAACGUCUCCGAAUACGAGAGCACAAUAUCCUUGCAACAGAAACUGAAGAAGCGCACGGAGAACGAUGCAGUCACCUCGGCGGCCAUCGAUGGCGUCCAGAGUAGCUUCAAUCCGGCGGCCAAUGCCAAGAUCUAUGCCUCGCCGCAGGAGCUGCGCAAUGUGAUGGCCUGGAAGUUGCGACAGGCGCAGGACACAAAGGACAACCAGCAACAGCAACAGUUGCAGCAACAGCAACAACAGCAGCAGCAACAACAGCAACACCAACCACAACAACAACAUGUCAGUCAAUAUGCGGCGCCAACCCAAUUGCGUGCCCAAUCCUCUGCUGGCAACGCAAUUGCCUCGCAUUAUGCGGCACCACAGCUGCAAUUGCAAUUGCAACUGCAACAACAGCAACAACAGCAGCAGCAGCAGCAGCAGCAGUCAACAGCUGCACCUCAAUCGCCACCAGCACCGCCACCACCGCCAGCAGCAGCACAGCAGCAGCAACAGGCGAAUGGCAAUACUAAUGCAGCAGCAACAGUUGCUGGUGCUGCUGGUGGUUGCUCUGCACCGCCCAUACCCGAACCAGAUUACAGCUGCAGCGAAUCGGAUGGCGAGGAUGAGAACUCCAUACUCGUUGCACGCAACACGAAGCUCAACGAGAAAAUUGCACUGUUCGAUGUGCCGGAAACCAGUGGCAACAGCCAGGCCAGUGGCAGCAGUUCUGCUUCUGGUUCUGGUUCGGGUGCUUCGAUUUCGCAUUCGUUGUCCGUGGAUGAAAUACAGCGCAUCCGCAGCAAUCUGAAGACCUCCAAGUCCUCGCCCAAUGGCUUCCUCAAAAAAGAAGACGAACAGCAACAGCAGCAGCAGCAGAAACAGUUGCUACCAGCAGCAGCACACGCUGGCCAUGGUGAGGAUGAGUGCGACAACAGCAGCUCGGGCGUUAGCAGCGAUCAGGAAUUGUUGUUAGCCACCGGCGGAGGCGCCACAAAGCCCACAGACACAAUCAAGAAGAAGCCGAGCGUAACUAUUGUCGAGGAGCCCAAAACAAUACCCGACACACAGCCAACGGUCAAGAUAAUGGCCAAGACGACCAUUAGCAUUGGCGGCAGCAGCAACUCAACAACAACAACAACGCUGACUGUUAAGCAGCUGGUGCAGCAGCAACAUGCGCCUGUUAUACAGCAGCAACAGCAGCAACUAAUUAGCAGCAACAACAAGUUGCCAGCAACAACAAUAACAACAGCCACAGCAACAGCAACUGGUGUUUUAAAGUCCACACAAUCUGUGCCCAGUCCACAGGUACUCGGCCGCAUACCGAAUGUGCACCAUCAGCAGCAGCAGCAACAGUUGCAGCAGCUGCAUCAUCAAUCGAAUCCGAACAUUAAGUUGAUUGCCACACAGCAGCAGAUAUUGCAGCAGCAACAGCAACAGCUGGCCCAUCAGCAACACUUGCAGCAGAUACUGAAAGCGAAGGCAGCCGCCGCCGGUGGUGGCGCUAGCACCGCCGCUCUGGUGGCCAAGCAGCAGCAGCAACUGCACAAGGGUCACGACUCCCUCGAGCUCGAGCAGCGCUCCGAUCUCGAUGAUGACGACGAUGGCGAAUUGAGUCCAUCGCCGCCGGCGAAGGCAUUUCAGCGACACAAUUCGCUCACACGCAAACAGGCGGCAGCAAUUGCGAUGCAGCGUGGCGCCACACGCACCCCAGCCGUGUCUCUGGUGCAGUUGCCGCCGCCACUCGAGGCCGCCGACAGCGAUGGCGAACCACAGCAGCAGCAGCAGCAACAACAUAUGCAACACCUUCAGCAGCAAAAGCAGCAGCAGCAGCAACAGUUGGCCACGCAUAUUGUGGGCAUGUUGCCCAGCGGCCAAUUGGUGGCAGUGCCUUCGGCUGUUGCCGUUGCUGCUGCUGCUGCAGCUGCUGGUUCUGUUGCGCCGGGCAACAACAAUAUGCAGCAGCUGUGCACCGAGAAUCUUGUGCUGGCGCCGCCGCCACAAUUUUGUGAUUGCAACGAUGCCAAGCAUGCGCCGCAAUAUCAUCCACAGCAACAGCAACAACAACAACAGCAGCAGCAGCAGCAACAACAGCAGCAGCAACAGCAGCAGCAACAGCAGCAGCAGCAACAGCAGCAACAUCAGCGGCUGUCUGGUGGCGCUGGCGCUGGCGCAGUGGGCACCUUGGGGCGUGUGCGCAUUGUUGGCGCCAUGCCCAAGGCCAAUCAGCAUAGGCUGCACUAA
Drosophila grimshawi is the source of this 6110-nucleotide messenger RNA. RefSeq lists its product as uncharacterized. Gene Ontology annotation, molecular function: synaptic receptor adaptor activity; ionotropic glutamate receptor binding. NCBI's taxonomy places the organism in Eukaryota, Metazoa, Arthropoda, Insecta, Diptera, Drosophilidae. Gene Ontology annotation, cellular component: postsynaptic density; postsynaptic membrane; dendritic spine. The transcript has 13 exons. Bases 426 to 6110 code for a protein of 1894 amino acids. The record is from RefSeq and is a predicted model, not a curated record.